AAAUGCAUUAAUUAUUUUUGUCUCAUUCUGUUAAACAUUCUUCAAUCGUCUUUUGUUUCUCUGAGAUUUGAAACAAGGGUUUUAGAUCCAGGAGUAAAAACCCAGACAUUGCUCAUCCCAAUGACACCCUACAACACACAAUAUUCUCAAAAAUUCUGCUUCAUCUGUGGUUUGUGACAUUUAGCUGGUAUGAAAAUGAACUCUAAACAAUAUUUCUCAAAAAAGAGCGGAGCAGAUUUGCAUGUUUACCCUUCUGCCGUUGCAUUAAUAUCAUUUAAACAUUUACGAUUCUGGAAGAAUUUCAGGGCCCAACAUCAAAGCUUAUUAAAAUCCUUGGAGAUCUCACACGAGCUGCAGCGCCAUGGCCUGUCCAUGCAUCACACAUGAAAGUUUAAACAUCUUAAGAGAGCUUCUCCCAGCCUGGGAGAAGCUGUGCAGAGUUUUCAGUCUGCUGUACGCUCAAAUGCUCCUGCAGUCCGGACUGAGCAGAGCCACUCGACAACACAAGGUCAGGUGACAUUAUGCCGUCUCUCUGUAACAGAUGUUUGUUUGUUUUUAUAAGUGUUAGUGAUGAUGAUAAUCAUUUGUCCAGAAUAUUCUUUUAAGAAAUGCUAUCAGUCUCUGCCACUAUUUCAGUAGAAAUGACUGCUUAACCAGCUUUACAUUUUGUAUUCUGUAUUUUAUUUAUUUUGGUGCAUAAAUGACAUUCAUUUAUGACACCUGUGUUCUGGUCUGCAGGUGCUCUGAACAGGAAGGAGUCUUGACAGCAGCAGGUGCUUCGUCAUGGUGUACGGCAAAGUCCUUCACCAGGCUGAUGGCUGCUUCAUUAACAUCAAUGUUGGAGGAUUCAGGCAGCGCAUGGCUCACUCUGUCCUGAGGAGAUGGCCACAGACCCGCCUCGCCCGCCUCCUGCACUGCGCCUCCAGAGCAGCCAUUUUGGAGCUCUGUGACGACUUCUCUUCCUCUGAAAAUGAGUUCUACUUUGACCGCAACCCAAUUUUUUUCUGCUCCAUUCAUAACUUCUACCUCACAGGGAAGCUCCAUCUGGUUGACGGGUUGUGCAUGGUCUCAUUUUUCCAGGAGCUGGAGUACUGGGGAAUCAAGGAGCACCACCUGGAUUUGUGUUGCAGCAACAGAUUUCAGGAGCUGAUGCAGAAGAUAUGUUUGGAUCAGGGGGAUGAUGAUCAGCACCGCCAAAGCUCAGGCUCCUCAGCUGAGAAUCUUCCAGCUUUUGAGGACGAGCUGGAAGAGUUUGAAGGCUCCUGGUGUGCAAAUGUUCGCAGGAAUAUCUGGAUUCGACUUGAGAAUCCCAGUUACUCCACCUCAGCCAAAGUGAUGGCUGUGGUGUCUGUGAGUGCUGUGGUUGUUUCCAUUGUUUCCAUGUGCUUGAACAGCAUGCCGGGCUUUCAUCAGGUGGACUCUGGUGAAAAACGCAUAGAAAACCCACUGCUAGUCCUGCUGGAAACCAUCUGCAUCCUUCUGUUCUCUGCAGAGUUUAUUCUUCGUUUGGUUGUUGCUCCUUCAGCCAAGAAGUUCUUGAGCAGCACUCUGAGCAUCAUCGACUUUUUGUCCAUCUUCCCCUUCUAUGUGACUUUGAUCUGUGAUGGCACAAAGAAAGACGGGAAUAAAGAGCUGGAGAACGUUGGCAAAGUGGUACAAAUCUUGAGGCUGACCCGAGUGUUUCGUGUUUUGAAGUUGGCCCGUCACUCAGCUGGACUCCGCUCUCUCUGCUCCACACUGAGGCACAGCUCAAGGGAGAUGGGACAGCUGCUGCUCUUCUUAUCUUUGGGGGUUUCUCUGUUUUCUGCUCUUAUUUACUUCGUAGAGAGAGAGUCCAAGGAGUCACAACUGCAGACCAUCCCUGUUGGCUGGUGGUGGGCCACCAUCAGCAUGACCACUGUGGGUUACGGUGAUACAAUCCCAGUUACUGUAGCUGGGAGGCUGAUAGGAACCCUGUGCAUCGUCUGUGGGCUGCUUAUUGUUGCUCUUCCUAUAACUAACAUCUUCAACAAGUUUUCCAAGCUUCAUCAGAGGCAGAGAUGAUAUAGCUUGAGGUAGAACACCUUGAAUAAAUAAAUUCACAUAAAUAUUUAUUAGAAUUUUAGAACAUUAGUUCACACAAUUCUUUAAGUUGUUAAAAACCAAAAAAAAAAAAAAUCCCAACUUCACUGUUGGAGCAAGUGUACUGAUCUGUAUCCAAAUCUGUUUCAGUGGCAGCUGAGAGCAUUUAGUGCAGCUGUCAGUACUUAGUCUGAGGUUUCAGCUCAGAUAAAUAUUUAAAUCAGCACUUAGAGACAUCUAGUUCAUCCUCCUGUGACACGUCUUCACACUUUAAAUCACAUGGUGCCUCACUUUGAUUUUAUUUCACUGCUUUUCUGCAUGAAAGUCACAGUCGGCAGGAUAGCAGCCAUCUCAGAAUCGAGAAGGUUCUAAUACAGACGUUCUGCCUGUACAAAAGCUGAUUACAUUAAUCCUUUCUGGCUGAAGAAUACAUGCAGUUCAAAUAAAAACAACAAAGAGCACAUCCACCAGUAGAUAUAUAUGUAAAAAGAGCUGUAAAAGGAUCAACUUUGCAAAAUUGCAAUUUUAUGAAACUAGUUAAAGAUGUAAAAAGAAUGGCAUCCUCAGAGAGAGAUACUGCCUUCCUUUUCACAGAUGAUACUCCACUUUCCUCCAGAGUCUAAGCCACUUAUGAUAGGAUUUUCUUUCAUGACAAAUAAACAAAUGCAAAUAUAUGUAAUUAUUCAGUUAUGUGUGAUGUGACGACCCCUGUCAGGCCAUAAUAAACAUUUAGGUUGUAGUUUCCCCAGGUCAGGGGUCAUCGAACGUUCAAUCUAAAAAGAUGUUUUUGCCUUUAUUACAUAUUUAGAGCCAUUAAACCUAUGUACUGUGUAAAUUGUGUUUCAGACUUAAAUUAAAGAGCUACAAAUGUAUAUUUAAUCUUAGGUUUUAGAACAAACAAAAAUGUCAAAAUACUUUAAAUUCACCUUAUAAUGGAGUAGGUGGUGUGUGCAUUUCAUGAUAGUUCGAUGGAAGUUUUGGAAGGUUUUCUGUCCGUUCUUGGAACGCAGAGUCUCUGGAAAGGAAUCUGUAAGUUGUGGGGGGAAAAAAACAAGUAAGUCCUGGAACUAUUGUGAAGGUAUAAAUGGUACAGUCAAAUUCAAGAAUCCAAUUGUAAAAGUUUGGACUGACUACCUGAUGCAAUAGGACCACGCCCAAAAACUCAACUUUUUAAAUUCCAUCAGAAUCGGAAUACCUUAAUUGUCGUGGUUGAUCUGGGUUUCUGUUUACAAAGUAGCAUUAAAUCCCAGCUAACGUCAUGAAACUGUCUGAAACAACCUUAAUAGUCUCACUAAUGUCACACCAAGCUCUCUUCAAUUCUGUAUAAUAGAAAAUUUCUUUUGUGUUGCAGGUGAAAGAUUUUCUGAAUCAUAGUGAAAACAAACAUUAUAGGCGUGCAUGUCUGAGAAAUGGUGCAGCGCAGUGAUCCUGUAGUUCAGGUUGUUAUUAAAGCCAAGCCUUCUUCUUUGUGUUGUAAUUCCACAACAGUUCCACUUGAGGGCAGCAAACGCUAAGAUGUUUACCAUUGCACCCAGAAGGAGAAGCCUCAGCCUUUUUACUAAAAUUCUUAUUAGCAGGAAACAGAAACACAAAAGAAAGUUGAACCCUUUUGACAAAAAUCUUGUAUCGAAAAUGAUCCUGCUCUCUCAUAGGUGGUUCAUUUUUAUCCAAACGUUUAGUCUAAAUAACCAGAAAAUAAUCAGAAAUAGAAAGUCAGAAAGAAUCCAUGAUUAGAAGAACAUAUUGUGGCUAUUUUUUCUGAAAAUCCAAACUUACAUUCCCUUGUAAAAUUUUAAACAUGCUUAGUUGUCAUCAUUGAAUUUAUAAAACUUCAAAAACUCAUCUUUAUGCCAGAAAUAACAUGAUAAAAGUGAUCCAUGAUCCGAACUAGAUAACCUAUUGUGGCUAUUUUACUAAAAAUCCAAACUUAAAUUCAGUUCUAAAAUUUAAA
Molecule: messenger RNA, 4012 nt
Organism: Xiphophorus maculatus (southern platyfish)
Lineage: Eukaryota; Metazoa; Chordata; Actinopteri; Cyprinodontiformes; Poeciliidae
Product: potassium voltage-gated channel subfamily S member 3-like
Exons: 1
Coding region: 784-2043 (419 amino acids)
Biological process (GO): potassium ion transmembrane transport; protein homooligomerization
Cellular component (GO): membrane; voltage-gated potassium channel complex
Molecular function (GO): protein binding; voltage-gated potassium channel activity
Source: RefSeq, a predicted model, not a curated record